Messenger RNA from Acanthoscelides obtectus, 2858 nucleotides. The record is from the annotation of a GenBank genome assembly. NCBI's taxonomy places the organism in Eukaryota, Metazoa, Arthropoda, Insecta, Coleoptera, Chrysomelidae.
CCGUGGAAAAACCUCGCAUGUGUAAUUUUUACGAAAUUGGUAUUUUGAUACCAACGUAAAAGUAAUGAAUGUCUCUGUAAUGUGGCAAAACCCUAUAUGUGCUGUUUUAGCUUAACCUGUGUUAUUCUGAAAAAAUAAAAUCUCCUAUGUACACAUCACAAAAAAUCAUUUGUGCAAAAUCUCUUAUGUACACAGAAGCAUCCAGUGCUGACACAUAGAAGACUUCUCCACCUCUAUUAUUAUAGCUGUUGUUGUAAAACCUCUUAUGUGUUAGACUCUCUAACACAUAAGUGAUUUUGACCAUUCACCACGUGUCUAGUUUGUGCACAUUAGAGGUUAGAAUCCGAAAGGUACUGUGCUUCAGCAUUUAAACGGAAUUACUUUUUUGAGCUUAUUGCUGCUAUUAGUUACAACGAAACCGUUCAACUGAGAUAAUCAUAAUGUCGAGUCGAAGUAGGCGAAUUCUUCAAGCGGCACUGGAAAAUAUCGAAAAUGAUAAAAAUGUAUGCAACGAAAGCUCACAUUGUGUUUACGGAGAAGCAGAUCAAAAGGAUUUAGGCAUGGAUAGUCAAUGGGAGGAGUGCAUUGUCAGUCAUAUUGAUGGCACUGUUAUACCAAUUUCGACUACUGAUGAAGCAUUUAUAAUAGAAGAGGAAGUGGAAGAUUCUAACGUAGAGCAUACUUCAGCGAAUCCAGUGAUGGAGGUGAAUACUGUGCAAAAUCAAACUACGGAUGUAAAAACACAAAACGAUGGAAGAGAUUUGGAUGAAGUGCGCACAUCAAUCGAACAAAAUGGGGGAACCCUUGGAGAGGGAGGUAAUAGUUCAUGCUCAAGUUCGUGGUCAGAUAGUCCAGUUUCACGUAUAAGUAAGAAACGUCUUAAAGCCAAAAAAAGCAGAGUUGCCGGGUUAUCUUAUGUUGGCUACAAAAAAUCCGAUGAUGGUAAAAUAAAACAAAAUUGUAUGAAGACAUCGAGAUCAGUAAAGGAGCGUUGUAGUCACACUUUAUGCGGUAAGAAAAGUGAAAGAAGUUUUCUUUGUAACAUGGUAUCUGAAAACGAUAGGCAACGAAUUUUCAAGAAAUUUUGGAAUUUUAGUAGCUGGCCUGAAAAGAAAGCAUUCGUUAAAGGAUUGACUAGCACCAGAGAUGUUAGAAGAAGGAGAAAAGACGCAAACAAUAACUCAAAAAAGAAAGAAGGACACGAUAUAUUCUUGCCGAAAUGUAAUGGAGAAAGAGUAAGGGUUUGCAGACGUUUCUUUAUUAAUACACUUGAUCUAGGGGAAGAUACAUUUAGGAGAUGGGUUAGACGAAGCGACACUUUUGCAGAAAAUGAAACCGAACGGGACGACAUACCGAAACGGAAGAAGAGAACAAUAGCAGAAGGAGUUAAGAAGAAAAUUCACAAUGAAAUGAAAAACAAUAUUUUAAAAUGGUUAGCGCUGCUCCCUAAGGUUCCUAGCCAGUAUUGCCGAAGUACAAGCAGUUGUACUUACGUAGAAUCGACAUUUAGAUCUCUGUCACACAUGUAUAGUGUAUAUGAAGACUGGUGCAAAAGUAAUGAUACAAAGGCAGCCUCAAGAACAUUCUUUUUAGAUGUCCUUAAGCAGGAAAAAAUUAAGAUACAUUCACCUCGUAAGGACCAAUGCGACAUAUGUUGUGGGUACAAGGUAAAAUCGGUUUCCUACGAUGAAUAUCAAAAGCAUAUCAUUAUGAAAAACGAAGCUCGAGAUGCAAAGAAUAAAGCAAAGGCUGAGGCUAAUGACACACAUCUCGUCCUGACUAUGGAUCUACAAAGUGUUUUAUUAUGCCCUAAAACUGAUGCCUCUAGGAUGUAUUACAAACAGAAGCUACAACUACACAAUUUUACUAUUUUUGUGCUAAAUAACAAAGAAGUAUCUCUUUAUGUCUGGCAUGAGUCAAAUGGCGGAGUAUCCUCGAACGAGUUUGCCACAUGUGUGAUAGAUUUUCUGUCAUCUUGUGAACACAAGUACCAAACAGUUACGUUAAUAUCUGAUGGCUGCACAUACCAAAAUCGAAAUAAGGUUCUAGGUAGUGCUCUGCGUGAUUAUGCAGUGCAGUCAGGAAUUCUUAUCAGACAACUCUUUUUAGAGAAGGGCCACACCAUGAUGAAGUGUGACAGCGUACACGCUUCGCUUGAGAAGUACUUCGUCCCACCAAUAAAUUCACCUAGCGAUUAUAUUGCUCAAAUGAGAAGCGCUAGACCCAAACAACCAUAUAAAAUCAACGUACUGGAUUACAAAUUUUUUCUCAAUUUCGAAAAAUUGCCAACAAAUCUCCGAUCUUUGCGACCUGGGAAGAAAGUGGGCGAUCCACACGUUGUGGACAUCCGAGCACUGGAAUAUCUCCCGACUGGCGAUAUAUUUUACAAAAUACGGCACAGUGAGGAAUUUGAAGAGUUACCCCAACGAGUUUUCACACGAUAUGUUCAAAAACCACCUCCAUUGUAUUCCUGUGAAAUUCCCAUAGCUGAAACGAAAUGGAAAUGCCUUCAAGAACUAAAAGGUGUGAUAGAAGAAGAGCAUCAUCAUUUUUAUGACAAGUUGACCUUCAAAAAAGACAAAAACACUGUAAAAAAGUGCAAUUCCAACUCGUAGUGCCUUAUCGCUAAUUUAUAUUGUAACGUCUAAUAAUUAAGCAAUAUCUCCUAUGUGACGUUAUUAAAUAUAGUAAAUGCUCCUAUGUGGACACGUUUUAUUUAAGAAUAAAAUUUUAUUUUAUAAUUUUGUUAAUAUUCCUUGCCCAAUUAAUACAAGCAUGAAAUGUUCAAUACAGAGUAUUCUUAUGUCCUAUGCAUCUUGUUUUACUACACCUUUUCAGCAUGAACAUGUUUUUCGUAU